Molecule: messenger RNA, 1136 nt
Organism: Phytophthora infestans T30-4
Lineage: Eukaryota; Oomycota; Peronosporomycetes; Peronosporales; Peronosporaceae
Exons: 3
Coding region: 78-1136 (352 amino acids)
Molecular function (GO): protein binding
Source: RefSeq, a predicted model, not a curated record
CCAGCUUCCACAGCUUGCUCACGGACCAAUCAGAGUACACCAAGUGCUCGAGACGCAAAAUGCGUAGCACAUCAACUAUGACGGCUCCAGGGCCGCUCGGCGUCCUGCGUGGCCACGGUGCACCCGUCAACACUGUGGGCUUCCUCUCCUCAUCCACCGUCGUUUCUGGUGCAGGUAAUGGUGCUGUCAAAAUCUGGGAUCUCAAAUCGCGUCGAGAGCUGGCAACGAAUUUUGCGGCCCAUUCGAAAGCUGGCGUGUUGCAUGCUGCACUACAAGGAGUCGCUUCAGAGCACAAGCUCGCCACGCAAGGUCGCGAUGGGUUUGUGAAGCUAUGGGACGCACAGAUCUUCGACAUUGCAGCUAAGCCAUUGUCCAAGCUCUACUGCGGGUCGUACUCGUUCACCAAGUUCGCUACGAUGCGCUGGCUGGGCGACACCACUGAGGGCGCAAACUUAAUUGUAUGCCCCAGCAGCGUGGACAAUAAGCUCCUCGUCUUUGACAUUCGAGAGGAUACGUCCUCACCAACGAUGACACUUACAGUGUCGGAUGCUGCAGCUAAGAGAGGUAUGUGCGUGUCACUGUCUCUCUUUCACAGUAGCGUUGCGCAAGCAGAAGAUGGCGCCGGCGGCAACGUGCAGACGUACAUCGCGGCCGGAUUCGAAGGUGGACAACUUGCCAUCUUGGAUCUGCGGUCGGGCGGAAAAGUAGCUUGUGAAACCACCGUUACUCAAGGCGCGAAUGCAUUGCUCUCUUUCGACGUCACGCGUGACGGACGGUCAGCAAUCUGCGGGUCCUCGGGUGAAGAGCUGUACGCGGCAAGCUUUGACGUGGCUUCUUACACGCUCAGCUCUCGAUCUUUCUUUUCCUGCACUCAUGGUGGAUUUAGCAGCGUGCGUAUUCGCGGGGAUCAGCGCAUUGUGGCUACCGCCGGCUGGGACUAUCGUGUCCGUUUAUUCCAUUUGCGAAAACUCAAGCCUCUCGCUGUGCUCAAGUAUCAUAGCGAGAGUGUGUUCGCUCUGGACUUCAGCGCUGACAGCGCACUGUUGACUUCUAGCUCCAAAGACCACAAGAUAGCCCUCUGGUCGAUAUUUCCACCCUCGCCAGCCGCUGCUGCAAGUGCGUUGAGGCCAUACUAA